Eutrema salsugineum is the source of this 1668-nucleotide messenger RNA. Its product is annotated as cytochrome P450 71B4. Gene Ontology annotation, molecular function: iron ion binding; monooxygenase activity; oxidoreductase activity, acting on paired donors, with incorporation or reduction of molecular oxygen. The record is from RefSeq and is a predicted model, not a curated record. NCBI's taxonomy places the organism in Eukaryota, Viridiplantae, Streptophyta, Magnoliopsida, Brassicales, Brassicaceae.
CAGAGCACCAAACAGAGAAAUCAAAACAACGGCGAUUCUUCUGCCUUUCCUCUUCCUUCUAUUACUUCCCGUUCUCUUAUCGUUAAUCUACACUAAGAAGAUCAUUUCGAAAACUAACCUUCCUCCGAGCGCACCAAGGCUUCCGUUCAUCGGGAACCUACACCAGCUUCAAGGAUUGCUUCAUAAAUGUCUUCACGAUCUCUCCAAGAAACACGGACCCGUGAUGCUUCUCCGUCUAGGGUUUGUCCCAAUGGUCGUGAUCUCAUCAAGUGAAGGAGCUGAAGAAGCCCUUAAAACACAUGACCUUGAGUGUUGUACAAGACCUGUCACUAUCGCCUCAAGGGUUUUCUCGCGUAACGGUAAAGACAUUGGCUUUGGGGAAUACGGUGAGACAUGGAGAGAGCUACGUAAGCUUGCGGUUCGAGAGUUUUUCAGCGUGAAAAAGGUUAGAUCCUUCAGGUACGUUAGAGAGGAAGAAAAUGACUUGAUGGUCAAGAAACUGAGAGAAUCAGCUUUGAAGCAAUCUCCCGUGGAUUUGAGCAAAACCCUUUUUUGCCUAUCUGCGAGUAUCGUAUUCAGAACCGCCUUUGGACAGAGCUUCUUCGAGAACAAGCAUAUCGAUGAGGAAAGGAUCGAAGAACUGAUGUUUGAAGCUCAUAGAAAUAUGUCUCUCAAAUUCACUGAUAUCUUCCCCACUGCUGGUCUUGGAUGGUUUAUGGACUUUGUGUCAGGACAACAUAAGAGGCUUCACAUUUGUUUCGAUGAGGUUGAUACUUUUCUUAAUCAUAUAAUCGAUGAACAUCAAUCUAAGAUCUACACGCAAGAUCGUCAUGAUUUCGUCGACUUGCUCUUAGAAAUGAUACAUAAACAAGAACAAAAUAAAUCUUUCAAGCUCACCAUUGAUCAUCUCAAAGGAAUCAGCCAAAAUAUAUAUUUUGCCGGAGUAGACACAAGCGCGGUCACCAUGAUUAGGGCGAUGGCAGAGCUCGUUAGAAACCCUAGAGUGAUGAAAAAAGUCCAAGAGAUCCAAACUUGCAUUGGAAUCAAACAAAAGGAGAGAAUCGUGGAAGAAGAUCUUGAUAAGCUUCAAUACUUGAAGCUUGUGGUGAAAGAAACAUUGAGACUACACCCAGCAGCUCCUCUAUUACUCCCAAGAGAAACAAUGAGUCAAAUCAAGAUUCAAGGCUACGACAUUCCGCCAAAAACCAUUCUAGUGGUUAACGCUUGGUCCAUAGGACGGGAUCCAAAACACUGGAAAGAUCCAGAAGAGUUUAUCCCGGAGAGGUUUAUCGACUGUCCGGUGGAUUACAAAGGACAUAGCUUUGAGAUGUUACCAUUUGGUUCUGGACGGAGGUUGUGCCCGGGAAUGCCUUCAGCGAUUGCCACCAUUGAAUUAGGACUCUUGAAUUUGCUUUACUACUUCGAUUGGGGGUUGCCUGAGGAGAAGCAAGAUGUGGACAUGGAAGAAGCCGGUGUCGUUACUGUUGUUAAGAAAAUUCCUCUUGAGCUUCUUCCUAUACUUCGCCAGUGAUGGGGUCACAGGGUCUAGGAAGACGAGGAGAAGUUCAAUUGUGUAAUAGAUCAGACCUAAGACUAGAGUUAUGAUGUUAUUAAAAAAAAAGGGAAGAUGACUAUAGUCAUGUUGUUGUUUUCAAGAAUAAAAAAAAA